AUGAAAAUUCCGCACGCGAUUGCCGAAUUUGUGUCGGAAUUCUCCGGCAUCAACAAGACGCCCGAUUUCAAGCCGAUUCGCUCGAAGCAGUGCCGUCGUUGCUCGUCGCCGUGCCACGGCCAUUCGCAGCCGACGUCGGGCACAUCGUCGCCGGUGCGGAAGCACAGCGGCGAUGGCGCCGCGCACGGACGACGGCAGUCGGUCAAUAUCGCCGUCGGCGUGGAUGCGAUUCCGGUGUUGCCGCAACGAAAUUGCCAAAGUGGCACGAAUCUCGUCGACGCCGGCAAAUACGCCAAGAAUCCGGCGAGCCGUCGCCAAUCGGCGCCAUGCAUCUCGCAAUUUGCAUCGACGACUUCUCUCAAGGAGAAGCUCAACAAAUUGAAGAGCUCGGACAGUCUCGAGAACGACGAUUUGCUCAAAGAAGACCAUGAGGAAGAGGCCGAGCAAUCCGAAGAGCAACAUAUGAGCUAUCGACUGGUAUAG
This is a messenger RNA of Caenorhabditis bovis, 483 nucleotides long. NCBI's taxonomy places the organism in Eukaryota, Metazoa, Nematoda, Chromadorea, Rhabditida, Rhabditidae. The record is from the annotation of a GenBank genome assembly.